ACCUAAGCGAAUAUGUAAAAAAUGAAAACAUCAAAAUAGUUCUUGUUUCCUCACAUUUGCUGAUAAAUUAAAUGUGUUGUCUGCUUUUUGUCGGAAACAAAAUACGUUGUGUUGUAGUAGACGCGCAGUGAAACGAAGCAAAUAAUAGUAAAAGUAAUAAGUAAACGUGUACAAAUUAAAACAACAUUGUGUAAAACGUUUUCGCAAUUGUUUAGCAAUAAAUAAGGUGGAAAGUUGUACAUUAUUCAAGAGAGAGUGGAAAUUUUAUGAAUGGAGCAAAGUGAAGAACUAAACGGCAGUCUGGAUCACGGCAGCAACGUCAUAGCUUCUGUUCCCAGAGUGAUGGCAAUGCGCGACGAUGCAAAUGCAGCAGUAAUUGUGCCAUUCGAGGUUGAACCGAAUUCGCAAUUGCCUACUACGUCAGUGGCUGCAACAUCAAGUGUAUCAAUAACAACAACAACAAUGGGAGAAAACGCUACCGCAGCUGAUGCCGUAAUCGAUCUAUGCAACACCAGCCCAACCCCUUCUACAUCUAAGACAGCUGCUACUGCUGCUGCGUCAAUUAUAAAUGUGGAUAGCAGUCCGGAGGAGCAAUCGCCUAAUGAUGAAGAUGUUGCAGGACCUUCAGCGGCAAUCGAGUGCCCAAUAUGCCUACAAACAUGUAUACACCCAGCGCGCCUGCCAUGUGGACAUAUCUUUUGUUUCCUAUGCGUGAAAGGCGUGGCCUACAAAAAUCGACGUUGUGCUAUGUGUAGACGUGAAAUACCGCCCGAAUUUCUAGACCAUCCCGAUUUGGUGAAUGGUAUCGAUGAUAUUUGCGCUACAAAAUCCACCGAAGACGGUUAUCAGUGGUUCUACGAGGGACGUAAUGGUUGGUGGCAGUACGAUGAUCGUACCAGUCAGGAUAUUGAGGAGGCUUUUAAGAAGGGUGAAAAAUCCUGCAUCAUAUUAGUGGCUGGCUAUGUCUACGUAGUCGAUCUGGAAACAAUGGUGCAACAACGUCAAAAUGAGCCGAGUCGUUGUCGACGCGUUAAACGUGAUCUGGCUACAAUACCUAAAAAAGGUGUAGCUGGCCUACGUAUCGAAGGCAACACCGUCAUAACCGAUUCGAAUUUCGCUUCACAAAUCUAUCAGCAACAACAGCAACAAAGUAUAGCUGUUGGUCUGGGUGCUUCCAAUACGCCAACAGAUUCCUCUUCCGAUCUCAGUUUACCACUCAAUUAUUAUAGCAUGCGGCAUCCAGCCAAUGCAAGUGAUUUCAUCUCGACCAUUGCCGCCACCGAUGCCGCAAUACGCAUUGCCAGCGACAUAAUUGGCUCAACGUUGGCGCAUGCCGAUGAGUUGUCGCGCAACACCGCCGCAGCAGCAAAUACAGCAUCAGCACAACAACAACAACAGCACACCGACGAUGUCAAUAUCGUGCAACGCAUGAGUGGUGAGAAUACAGGGACUUACAGUGGCAGCUAUGCAACAACGGGUAACGGCACGGCUGGUACAUCCACGUCAUCCAGUUUAACGAGCGGCGGCAGCGUUGCCGCUGCGGCGCUUGUAGCGCAUGGUAGUCGCGAGUUGCUUGAUGCAGCUGAAGAUCUGCUGGAUGCGACACAGAAUGUGAUCUCCGAAGCCGAUCAGCAGACAAUCGAUCUGUUUGAGCAGACAUUGAACGAUUUCCAUGCGUUGACAUUACGCAACAUCAUCGACUCGGACAGUGACGAGGAAAAUGGUGGUGACGUGGACGGCCGCUACGCGCAGCGUCAUAUACGCUUCUAGAAGUGCGCAGGGAAAUGCGUUAGACGCAAUUGAGCGCCCUCACACACACAGCCAUAUACAGAUAAACCCACAAAAAACAAAAUAAUUCACAAACUAAUGCACAUACAUAUGUUUGUCAUUGUUGUUUAGGGAAGUGUGCAUUUACAUUAAAAGUAUUCGGCAGGACGCUUUGUACAUACGAUUAGUAUAACGGAAGUGUAUGCAGUCGAUGUAUAAGCGUAAUAGUUACACCAACGUUUGUAUGUAUGUAUGUGCCUGUAUGUUUAAUAUGUACUAAGAAUCACUUGAAAACCGAAAAUUCUAAGAUCGCUUAAAAAAACUAAAAAAUAGUUUAGGACUGCAAAAGGAAAGCUAAAACAUACUUGAGUUAAGAGUAAGCGCAAAAAUUUAUUAUUGUAGGAAAAUAGGCAUUAUUAAUGUAAAUAUAGAUAAUAUAAAGCUCAGCAAUGAGACGGCAUUAAAAACUGUAAGAUAUGUACCUGGUAAACGCAAAUCUAUAAAUUCUAUAUGAGCCUACAUUUUUCAGGUCGGGUUGUUCUAGUUCUAGCAAAACUCACAGAUGAAUAGUUUAGAUAAAGCAGAAUGCAAAAUGCAAAAAUAGUAGGAAAAGCACAUAAAAUAUUUGAAUGUGACUUGGCAAAUAGAAACGUAUGGAAAACUCUUGAAGAGCUCAUUAAAAAUAUUCUAAAUAUGUAGCUAACAACUAAAACUAAAUAUAAUCCUAUAAUGAAAACAUGUAGAAAAUAGUGCAGUUUAGGGAAUAAGAAAAAACGCCAAUUAUCUUAUGUUAUGAAUUAAUGCUUCCGAUAGAUAUUUUCUCCAAAUUACAUAUAAAAUGAUCUCUAAAAUGAACAAUAAAAGUAAUUAGUAUUAGCAGUCGCAGUCGGCUUUUUCUGGUGCAAUUUAGAUUUUUUUGUUUCUUUUAAAUUGCGAAAUUGCAUCGUAACUGCAAUUUAUAUUAAUAUAUAUUAUUUUUGGAAACAAAUUGGCUCCCGAAACUAUCUUUUGUUUAUUUAUUUAUUUAAAAAAAUCGAAAUUUGAAUCCUAACCUCAAAGUUCGUAACAUAAUUCCUAUUAAUAUUUUUGUUUUCUUUGCAAAAAAGUUAAAAAGUUAAUUUAAUUCCGAAUGAUAUAACGGUUUUCAUUUUGCUUAGUAAUUUUGUAAAAUUGUUAAAGUUGUAUAUUGACUAUAAAUAGUGGAUACGAUUAUUUUUGAUGCUUCUCGAUGAUAAGCCUUAUUAUAUACACUGAUCGAAAAGAAAUGAAGUGUAAAUACUCAUUUUAUAAACAUUAUUGAAGUUUUCUAAAGUCUUAAAUUUUAAAAUCAAUCAUUUGCAAUAUUUUGAAGUCCUUUAUAUGCCCAAGUCAAUUAUAUAAUGACGUAACAAGUUAUUUUUUUGACAAUAUUUUGUGGAAAUACUGGAGUUGGAAUACCCUGGUUACGCGGUAUUCGAAUUUCAGUGACUUAGCCGUAGAAGAAUUACUGUUAUAGAGCACUUAGGCGUUGAAAAAGUCAAGUUCAUUAAAGCAUUUUAGAAUUUCUUUGCUAAUAUGAAAAGUAAAAGCAAAUAAAUUUUUAUUAUUCUUGCAAUAUCGAUUCCUUCAAGUAAUUUUUUAUACUUCAGUUUAAUAACUUCAAGUAAAAUAAAGGCUUUAAUACAUUCAAAAAAAUUGCUUCAAAAUUUGUGGCGUUAAGACAAAGUGCAUUAUUAAACUUUGCAUUUUUUAUUACAUAAGUUGGCGUUAGGCUUUCAAAAAUUUUUCAAAAACUUCAUUUAAUGAAUUAAUUUUCAACUUUUCAACCAAAACUGAAAGCGCUUUUACGCUCGUUAUUAAUGAAUAUAACUACAUACAUACAUAUAUACAAACAUUCUACAAAUAAACAUAUACACUAUAAUAUUAGUUAAAAAUACCAAUUUAAUAUAUAUAAUGAACACCACUACAUACAUAUAUUAGCUAGCUAUAAAUAUCGUGAUUAUAGUAAUUGCCAAGUGCUUAGUAGUAGGAAUAAUAUUAGAACUACCAGUAAUGUUAAUACUAAGUGUUAGGUGAUACAAAGGAUGUAUACUUAA
Molecule: messenger RNA, 3842 nt
Organism: Bactrocera neohumeralis
Lineage: Eukaryota; Metazoa; Arthropoda; Insecta; Diptera; Tephritidae
Gene: Rnf146
Product: E3 ubiquitin-protein ligase rnf146
Exons: 3
Coding region: 271-1770 (499 amino acids)
Biological process (GO): Wnt signaling pathway; ubiquitin-dependent protein catabolic process
Cellular component (GO): cytoplasm; nucleus
Molecular function (GO): ubiquitin protein ligase activity; poly-ADP-D-ribose binding; zinc ion binding
Source: RefSeq, a predicted model, not a curated record